AUGGCCGCCGACGCACUGCUUGUAUUGGCGUUGUACUUCGCCUCUGCUACUGCGGCAAAUUGUACCACCGGUUUCUCAGUGGUAGCGCCCGAAGUCGCGGUACCAGGAAAGACCACAGCCGUACUUGUGACUCUGCACGGUAGAGAUGGUGCUGAGUUAGACCCUCUGAACGUGACAGUUCGACUUGAGACUCAGGACAUCAAUAAUGACGUCAAACUUCUUACCACAGCCAGUCAAAUGAUAACAGGUUACGGUAUAAUACCCCUGAAGAUACCUUCGUCUCCAGCAACGCACUGCACCUUGCAUACAACAGUGGGCUGUGUGGGAAAUGAAGAAUGUACUGCGAAGAGCCACAGUGUCAUAAAACUCUUGGGCCCUGUAAGAGAUGUAAUCGUGCGACCAGCUAGACAUCAUUAUAGACCCGGAGAAACCAUUACUUUCUGGAUCCUGGCAUUGGACCAUGAUCUCCGCUUGGUGCGUCAUGAGCUGGCUUACGUGGCUUUGAAGAACCCAGCAGGAACCAAAGUGGCUAUUUGGGAACAGUUGUCUCUAGAUGAAGGCGUUCGAAAGCUGACAGCAAUAUUGGCUGCUGGAGCGAAGUCUGGGGCUUGGACAAUUGAAGCUACGUGCGGAGGGGGUACGGCGCGAGUGGAGAUAUCUGUGGGGUCCGGCACGGGGGUCACCACCCCUGCAACACCAGCUGCUGAACAGCACUACGUGGAGCUCAAGUUUGCGGACAGCAUGCGUAGAAGAUAUAAACCGGGAUUGCCCUUCGUCGGCCGGGUCGAAGCAGUGAGCACAGAGAAGCGUGUAAGAGUCCGUGUGAAGCUUUAUGAUGACAAGACGGAUAUCUAUAGCCAGGACAUCGAUAUGUCGACCGGGGAGGGGGGCUUCAUUGUUCCCACUGUCAUGGCAGAUGCUCCCUAUGUCAAUUUGCAGGCUGAACUCGUGGCAGUGGAAGGCAAGGAAAUAGAAACACACUACGUAUUAGCAAGAGAACGGAUCCGACGGUGGAAUUCUACAUCAAAAUGCUAUCUACUCGUGGAAAACUUGCCAACUCCGCUGCAAGCCGGUGGUAUUGCAAGCGCAAGUGUAUGGUCAUCCUGUGGUUGCCGCCAACGCCUCCUAGCGGCAGUGACGAGCGGUGGUCGCGCAGUUCAUUGGGCGGCUGUUCCAGCGCCAACCAGAAACCACAGUGAUCUAUGCAGAUUUAAUUAUACGUUCCCAGUCACCGCAGAUAUGGCCCCGGUAAGCGCUCUACUCGUCUACUACGUGACAGAGGGGGGCGAACCAGUCAGCGAUGUUGCCAGUUUCCAUGUCAAGCUUCUCCAUAAAGAGGUGGCAGUAGCUAUUGAGGAGAGACGCUGGUGGUACCCGAGAGCCAAUCUCCAGCUAAGGGUUCUCGCACCUCCAGAUUCCAUGAUGUGUUUGAUUGGAGCACGUACACCUUCCGACUCCAAAUUCGAUACACACCCUGCUGCAACUGAACACGAAGAUCAGCCAGGCCCAGAAUUUGUGUCAGCUGGUGUUUCACUGUUCGUAGGCGGUGGAGCGUGCGGUGGUGGUGUUUUGUACAGACAGAGGACGACGCAGGUUCGAUCUCCGUCGCACUUGGUGCCUCCUGCCUCACACGACAGGCUGUGGAUGUGGAAGUGUUUCAACUAUACGAGCCAACUGUCAACGGAUGGAGUAACAAUAGCAGCUCCUUCAGAAGCCGGACGCUGGUCUUUAUGGGCGCUGUCUCUCUCGAACCGUGGUCUUCGUUUCUCAGCGCCAAAGACUAUUAACGUCUUCCGUCCUAUACAACUAGACUUCACCCUACCGCCAGCUCUAAAGGUCGGAGAAACGGUGGAAGUCGAUGUGAAAAUCACUAACAAUAUCAACAAUUGUAUGGAUGUGACAGCGUUACUGGCUUUAAGCACGGGAGCAGCAUUUGCUAGCACUGGAGCGUUGUAUGUCACUGAGAGAUUGAGACUUGGACCUCGCGGUGGGACUCAGUUGGUUGUCAGAGUGGUCGUCAAUACACCUGGACGGAAGAAUAUUACAGUUGAAGUAACUGGCUACAGCGCGGACAACUGUUCAGUAUCUUAUACUUCUUUCAACAACGAAAGCCUUGUGGGAUCUGUGAUUCGGUCAGCCAGCGUCCUAGUACUACCUGAAGGUUUACAUAGAAGUGACACACAGAGCGCGUAUUUCUGUGCCAAUGAGCACCUAGCGGUGUCAUCCCGUGGUUCGUGGGAGUGGCAGUGGGUUGCAGCGCCAAGAAAUCGAGCAGGUUUAGUUCUUGAACUUCGCGCGCAAGGCUCAGCACACGUUGCAUUGUCGUCCAUACGAGAACCAUCUGAUGAUAUGUAUCGCGUUGUUUUCGAGAGGAGCCGAGUUUGGAUCGCGAAAGGGAAACAUGGUUAUGACGUCCACUUAGCAAGAGCUGAACAGACCGAAACAGAUGAAGAAUGCUCUGGUACAUCUUGGUGUGCCUUCUGGGUGUGGUGGGAAGGGAGUAAAUUGUCUGUAGGAAAGGGUGCAUCACCAAAUGAAAGACCGUUAUUAGUAUGGCCGUUGCCUAACGAUAUGCAUAUCAAAUUCGUGGGCUUUAGCGCACUUUGGGGGGAUAAAGCCGAUUUCAGAAUAUGGAACUUCAACGAAGAAGCCGGUUUCUCUCAAGUCCUAGAGCUUGGUCUUCCACAUGGGGUAGUACCCGGAUCUGCAAGUGGUACGCUAUUAGUUUCUGGGGGUCUCCACUUGCCGCUCUACAGUCUUCAGACAGACUCCUUGGAUCAGUCGUCAAUUGUAUGGAAAGACUCCCAACUUUCAGCAGCUUCAGCUAGUUUAGCGCCUCUGUUAGCAUUAGAACAUAUACCACAUUUGGUUGAAGAUGCAGAAAAAGAAAGAAUUCUAAAUAAAUUACCUGAACAAGUUCAAGUACUGUUGUCAUUCCGAAAAAGUGACAAUUCGUUCAGCGACCACCCAGCUGUCAGCAGCCAUGUAUCCACUAUCAAAAUAUUAGAAAUCCUGAACAAAAUACAGUCGUAUUAUCCCAUAGAUCCAGAACUGCUUCAUUCCGUUAAGUCCUGGGUUCAAAAGCGCCAAAACUUGGAUGGCUCAUUCACCCCAUUGCCUGCUGAUAAAGAAGUAGAUUACUAUCCAGUGGAUCUAAAGAAGUUAAAUGACACGGAAGUAGAUGUUAAUGAAUAUUACUAUUACGACAAAGACGGGAAUAUGACAGAUGAAGAAAUUAUUGCGGAGAGAACGGUAGAAGUAACGGCAGAAACCUUGGUAGCACUUCUUGAAAUUGGCGUCGAAGAUCAGCUGGAUGCAGACGUCGCUCAAAAAGCUCAAGCAUAUUUGGAGAAACAUCUACAUAAGUUAACGUCUCCUGCUGCACUAGCCGCGACUGUAUUAGCAUUAGUACUUGCCAGGAGUCCUAUGGUACCGGAAGCGCUUGUAAUUCUACGCAACGCUUCGACAACUCCUGAAGGUGAAUUCGGGUGGCCUGCACCGCGUAGGGAUGCUGCCGAUUGGCUGCUGGAAGAAACUUCCAGAAAUAUUAAAACGACUUCCUAUGAAGCUGUAUCAAUGGAGCAGUAUGUAGCGGGAGUGCGUGUUCUUCUGACAGCGUGCGCUAGAGGAGCUCUCGCAGAGGGAGAAGCAGCUGCCAGAUUUUUAUACUACAGAGCGUCAACAUUGCAGCGUCACCCAAGCCUCGCGUACAUUGCCACUAAAGCUGCAGCACAAUAUGCUGCUCUAGCGCAUGACAGACAUCGUGCUCUCACUGUAUCUUUGGCUACUGCUGGUAUGGAGCUUACUGAUACAUUGGAAUUGAGAGCCAAGACCCCAUCUAGACCACUGCAGCUACCUGGAUUACCAACUAAAGUAUUUGUGUAUGCAACUGGUGCAGGUUGCGCUACUGUUCAGGGAACAAUUUCUUACUCAACGUAUACGCCGAAAUCAGAAAACACGCUGUUAAAUAUACAAGCAGCUAUCAUCGAAGAAAUUCGACCAGAAAGAAGUAGUAUUGAAGAUUUGCAAGGAAAUCUUCCUACUUUGAUUCUGAAGACAUGUUUCAAGUGGAAAGCCAAAGAACCUUCUGGUAUAAUUCGUGUUGAAGUGUCAUUAUUCUCUGGCUAUACUCUAGUAUCGGUGAACCCGGUUGUAUUAGCUGGAGCCACGUUUGCGGAAUUGCACUACGGUUCUCGGGGUGAAGCUGUGUGGUUCGUGUUUAACAAUAUUAGUUCAACAUGUCCAGUUUGUGUAACGUACGAAGCCAGAUCUAAGUUCAUUAUUACUAGCCUUCGUCCAGCUUUCGCCAAGAUAUAUCCUUCAUCACGACCAGAUUUGGCGGUAGAAACUUUCUUCCACGCAAGUCCCGGUAGUCCUUUGCUUAGGGGAAUUACUGAUGAUGACUUUAUAACAUGGUUUGAUAAAGCUGAUAAAGUCAGCGCUAAUAUCGAUAAUAUUUGUGAAUGUGGCCGAAUUUGUAGUAGGGAUUAUGAAUUUAGGAAAUCUAAUAUACAAAACAAUGCGAGUAGAAUGGAUGUUACUGCAGACCUUACUUCACGAGAUUCCACAACAACUACUUUUUCCGGUAAAGGUGAGAAAACAACUAGUUCUCAUGCUACUGUGAAUGAUAUUACACCGUCAACUCAAUAUAGUACAGAAGAUAACUCUGCGUCAUCUACAACCAUAACUGAAAAUAUAGAGGUUGUAUCAACAAAUGUUGCAACUACUCUUGAAGAGAGUACUACUGAAGCUUUGAUAAGAUUUUCAUCUACACCAAAAAUGUUUAUUAAAAAUCCAUUAGUAAACAAUAAAGAUAAAGAUGAACUAAGUAACAAUCUCGAACCUCAUUUAUUAAUUACCGAAGAGGGACCCGUAGGGAAGCAGACAAAGUCUAAAUUAUAUGCAAAGAAAUUUGACAUUAAGAAAAAGCCCUUGCCAAGAAGAAAAGGCACUUUGAAAGCUACUUAUGGCGAUAAACAAGAUAAGUUUUUUGGUAAAGCAAAAAGUAUUGAGAAUAUCACCGCAAAUAUUUCACCCAGUAUUACAAAUGUUACAAACAAAAGUGAGAACGAAUCGCUUUUUAACAUCACUUCAUUAUUAUCUUCUGGCAAAAACCAAACACAUACUUCGAACAUAGUAACAAAGAUUCAGAACACAUCGAAAAUAGACAAAAAAAAAUCUUUACCAAUAAUUAAAUCAACACCAAAUUCAAACAUAGAAACAUCGACAGUAGUACACACAAUUACGGCUAUAACAAAAAGUAACAUAAAAACUAUACACUACAAAACUAAAAAACCAAAACCUCGCACACAAAUUCCUAAGCCAAAUGUAACAAACAAUCCAUUAAAUAGUACACAAUUGAUAAAAAAUAAAACUAUUCAAGAAGAAAAAAACGGAACAACUGAGGAAAAUUUACUAAAGUCAAAAAUUAAACCACUGAAGUCUAUAAAUAAGGAAAUACACAAAAUCCCAUCUAUACCGAUAUCAGAAACGUCUAAGUCACUUAGCAGUACAAAAUCGGAUUACUUACCAGAGAACAAAGAUGGUUUUGAAAUUCUUGACAAAAACCAUCUCUGGGAGUUGCUUAAAGAAGAUCCAGAUGAAAUAGGUAAGAUUGAUGAUAAAGUUCAAGUGCACAACAUAGUUAAUAUCUCAAAUUUAAAACAAGAUAGUGACAGCCGGUCAUUAUAA
Leptosia nina is the source of this 5691-nucleotide messenger RNA. NCBI's taxonomy places the organism in Eukaryota, Metazoa, Arthropoda, Insecta, Lepidoptera, Pieridae. The record is from the annotation of a GenBank genome assembly.